Messenger RNA from Alternaria atra, 414 nucleotides. RefSeq lists its product as uncharacterized. NCBI's taxonomy places the organism in Eukaryota, Fungi, Ascomycota, Dothideomycetes, Pleosporales, Pleosporaceae. The record is from RefSeq and is a predicted model, not a curated record. The transcript is spliced from 3 exons. The coding region runs from base 1 to 414 and encodes 137 amino acids.
AUGUUCGAGGGCCGUCACGCAUCAGACAGAUACCGCCUCCAUCUACAUCGCGCACGCUCAGUCGUGUUGACGAGUGCAGAGCUGGUCGAGAUCCGCGCAGCACAGCGAACAUUCGAAGGCGCAUACGUCCGCACGGCAAUCGGCCAAUUUUCUUUUGCACUCGUCGUACUAAAGAUCUUCACCGCCGAGUUCUAUUCGAUCGGUGCGUUGUUCGCGGUCUAUGGUGCUGGCAUCUUGUUUAUCAGUUUGUUUCGACGACAGCAUGGAAACAAACAGUUCUUUGCAGAAGUCGGUGAGGAUGGCCUGCACAGGAAGAAAUUUCGAACAUCCGGCAACGUGGUCACUGUGUUGACCGCGUUGAGCGUCUCAGCAUACGUAUGUCUGCUGGUACUGACGCUGAAGCUUGCCAUGUAA